Messenger RNA from Branchiostoma belcheri (Belcher's lancelet), 1156 nucleotides. RefSeq names its product CD151 antigen-like. Bases 76 to 744 code for a protein of 222 amino acids. The record is from RefSeq and is a predicted model, not a curated record. Gene Ontology annotation, cellular component: membrane. NCBI's taxonomy places the organism in Eukaryota, Metazoa, Chordata, Leptocardii, Amphioxiformes, Branchiostomatidae. The transcript is spliced from 7 exons.
CACGUCUGCAGCUAGCACCUAACACUGGUGGACGUUCAGAAGUGAAUUGGUCAGGGAGUGAGUUAAAAACUGACCAUGGGAGCGGAGUGCUGCAACAAAGACUGCCUCAAGCCAAGUGUGGUUGGCUACGGGGUGGUGGCAUGGCUGUCCAGUGGCGCUGCCCUGGGUGUGGGGAUCUGGAUGCUGGUGGAGAAGAGUACCUACAUCUCCCUGCUGGACAGUCUGUUCUACCCCGUCACUAUCUACACUCUCAUAGCGGCGGGAACAUUCGGAUUUAUCUUCGCCGUGUUUGGGUGCGCAGGCGCCAUGACGGACUCCAGAUGCAUGUUGGCCUUGUUCUGGAUCACGAGUUUCGUGGCGUUUGCGGCUCUUGGAUCGACAGGAUUCCUCGCCCUCUACUACCACGAUGUUGAGCUUCGGAGGGACAUAAACAUCACAAAUGCACUGAACGACACCGAUAUGAAAGAGACCAUUGACAGGCUGCAGACAGAGUUUGCGUGCUGUGGUGAGCGCGGUCCCUUGGACUAUAUUACCGUUCCACCUUCGUGUUGUCCUGGGAAGGACUGUGACACAGCUCAGCCUUAUGAAAAGGGAUGUGAGAAGCCUCUGGAAGCCUGGGUACGAGAGAACGUCUUCCGUGCUGGAUGGAUCGCCCUGGGACUGAGUCUGGUGCAGGUGCUGGGACUGAUCCUGACGUGCUGCCAGUACAAGGCUCUUCACGACUGGAACAAGAAGGUGGACUGAAGCCGUCUGCUUCUACUGGGGUCCCGGCAUCAGGCACAAGAGCAGACGUCCAUGUCUGUUACUAACAACCUAGACGUCCAUGUCUGUUGUUGGAACACUUCAUCCUAUUACUAACUAUCGCGGGAUUCAACAGAACUCUUUCAACGUUUUCUCUCAUGACAUAUUCCAUUGCAUUUGGAUGCAAUUUCUAGAUCUAGACGGACAAGUUUUGAAGAGUCGACCGUUAGGGUUGUUAGAACAAAAGUACAGAUGUGUCUUCCUUCUUUAAGCUACUUUAAUUAAGCAUGGACCGUUUAACAGUAGUCACAAAAGGAUUGGAAAUACAAAGCUAAGAAAUCUUUCUGUUUGUUUCACAGACACAUAGGUCACCAUUUCUUUUAUGACACAAUAUGAUUCCUUUAUACACUGAUAA